Messenger RNA from Klebsormidium nitens, 2945 nucleotides. NCBI's taxonomy places the organism in Eukaryota, Viridiplantae, Streptophyta, Klebsormidiophyceae, Klebsormidiales, Klebsormidiaceae. The record is from the annotation of a GenBank genome assembly.
CAGAUAUUCUUUUCCAUCUUUCCGUGAGUAUCAUCAUCAUCUUUUACCUUGAUCAGACUGUUUGGUUCUUCGGGCGGUUCCAAUUGUUGCUCAAUUCAGCGUCUUCUUACGGCAUUCAAGAACGAAUUUGACAACCUGCAGCGCAUGCAGAGGCUCUUGCUCUUUACGCCAAGUCCUGGCCCUUAUUCGCUGCGCUUAUUUAGUAGAGAGACAGCUCCCCUUCAGCAAGCUGCUAGCUUGAUGAAACUUUCCACUGGUCCGUAGAUGAUGGCGGCGUGGACAUAAGUAGCUUGAUAGCACUACCAGAAGCUUUGAAUGUGACUUUUCAGGGGUGGUAAGGCGCCCCAGCUUUCGGUUGAGCAACAAUGACAACACUCCUUUGUCUGCAACGACAUUGCCCCCCAGCGAUGCUUGACCCUAUCCUAACUUGACCCUCCUUAGUCAGCCCAGACCGAGCGGGUCGGGAUACUCCCCCCAACUCAGCCAUGGUGGGGGCUACUCCCGUGCCGCCACCUGGCGCCGAGCUGAACCACAUUGCCUCGACGCCCAAGGCGGUCCUGGGGUGCAUAGCCUUCGCCAUCUUCUGGCUGAUGGCCGUCUUUCCCUCGGUGCGUUUCCUCCCGAUUGGAAGAACGGCGGGCGCGGUGAUGUCAGCGGCGCUGAUGGUGGCGUUCCAGGUGUUGAGCCCGUUGGAGGCGUUUGCGGCGGUGAACCUGCCAACGGUGGGGCUGCUGUUUGGGACGAUGAUCGUGAGCACGUUCCUGGAACGGGCAGGCGCGUUCGAGUAUCUAGGUUGGUUGCUCGCCUGGAAGAGCCUCGGCGGUGCCGACCUUCUCUGUCGCCUGUGCGUCUUCUCCGCUCUCUCGGCCGCCCUCCUCACGAACGACACGACCUGCGUCAUCCUGACGUCAUUCAUCCUCGGGCUCUGCCGGGUGCGCGGGCUCCCCCCCCAACCAUACCUUAUCGGUCUUGCCACUAGCACGAAUAUUGGGUCAGCGCUGACCCCAAUCGGUAACCCGCAAAAUCUGAUCAUCUCGAUCAACGGCCGGGUGUCGUUUGGAAAGUUUUUAGCGGGCUUGAUUGCGCCGGUUGUGGUUACUGUGAUCGUUAACACGCUCGGUUUGCUGGUUAUCUACGCGCGGCGGUUGUCGAAGAAGCGGUUAAGGGGGCGGUUAGAAGAAGCGGCGAUCAAGAACACGGGGUUAGAAGAGGCGCGUAAUGAGCCAGGGGGACAGGAAAUAGUGGAGGGAAUGAGUUUAGAAACGGUGGUCGGCGGGGGGUCUCGAGAAACAAACGAGGCCCACCCGGCAAACGGCUUGGAGCUAGCAUCAAACGGAAAACGGGUUUGCAGCAGCAACUCGGCCGGGAAUGAGGAACAUGAAAAGGGAAGCGAGGACCAGGAGACUGGUUCUCAAUCAGGUGGUGGGCGAAAUCUGAGUGCGGAGGAGUCGAGAAACGGGUCACCAGUGCCGCCCCGGAGGAGCCUCUCCCUGGGGGCGAAACGGCGGUGGCGGGAAGAGUGGUCGGCCGGUGCAGACGGGUCGUUUCCUAAUCCGCAGUCCGGCGGAGCGGCAAACUCCUCGCUGGUUUUCCAGAAAGACGAAACGGGACGUCGGUCGUUGAGUUCGCAAACCAGCGGGAUCGUCGUUCUCAUCGACCAAGAGACGGACGGUUCUCCAACUCAUUCGGACCGUCAGCACACUCGUUCGGACGCUCCUCCAGAAAAUGCGGACGCUUUUCCAGCCGCAGGCGCCCAUUCGGACGGCCUCCGGCCGCGUUCGAAUUCGCGCCCACACCAAGUCGAGGUCCUCGUUCCGUUCCCCGACCUGGAGCACCAGGAAGGCGUCCCCGCAGUCGCGCCCACCUGGAGGGGACGCCUAAAGCUUCUCCGGAAAAAGCGGCCCCCGUGGCUGUUCAAAGCGUCCGUGUAUGUCGUUGUCGCGGGGAUGCUGGCGGCACUUCUGGCCGGGCUGGAUUUGCCGUGGGUGGCGAUGGGGGCGGCCGUGAUUCUGAUCUGCCUAGACUUUCGGGACGCGGAAGAAACCCUGGAUCAGGUGUCCUACUCGCUCCUCGUCUUCUUCUCCGGCAUGUUCAUCGCCGUCGAGGGCUUCAACCGGACGGGCGUCCCCGGGCAGAUCUGGGCCUGGCUCGAGCCCCACGCGCGCCUGGACACCGCGGCUGGGACGGUCCUCUUGGCCGCCGUUGUUACUCUGCUCAGCAACGUCGCAUCCAACGUGCCCACUGUUCUACUUUUAGGUCCCCGGGUGGCCGCGUCUGCUGCAAGCACCGCUGGUAUUAGCGAGACCUACGCAUGGCUGUUCCUGGCGUUUACGAGCACCGUGGCCGGAAACUUAACCAUGGUUGGUUCUGCUGCCAAUCUGAUUGUAAGCGAGGAGGCGUUCCGUGCAAAGGACGGGAUGCAAUAUAAGCUGAGCUUCUGGAACCAUCUCCGAUACGGGCUCCCAUCCACCAUCAUCGUGUUGGCCGUCGGCAUACCCUUGAUCAACGGCUGAGAGCAGCCUCGCCGCGCUUCGCUGCUUGCACUGCGUACACAUAGAUAAGUACGGGCUAUUGCCUGCCACCGUUUGGUAGUAAGUUAAGAGAGAAGCCCUUGUGUAGCGAGAAUGCGAAGUGAGUGGUCAGAGUGAGUAAACAUACUGCGAUUGACGGAUGCCUUGACUAUGUGGAGAACGAUUGGGCGUGCCGAGUAUGAUAAACUCGCGUCCACAUAUAUAUACAACCUUGAACUUGUGCGCUGAUGUGUCUCCGUAGGCCUGAUUCGAAAGCUGCAGCUAUAGCGCAAUUGCACAGAAAUUUGACACACGAGGGCCAGAUCUCGUAUAAGAUUGGUUACUUGUUCGUACAAGUGAUUGCUGACAGGCUGCAUCUGACAUCCAUGCACCGCUGCGCCGUCAAGGCCGGAUUCAACAUUCUCUCAAUUGCCA